UGCGCAGAAGGAGCCGCUGCCUCUCUGCGGCUCGGCCAGCCCGUGGACUACAACUCCCAGCGAGCUCCGGCAGAAGGAAAAGCCUUUGCCUCGGAUAGCUGCUGCCGCUGCCGCUGCCGCUGCCGCUGCCGCCGCCGCCCAGGCUCAAGCGCCGAGCCCUCCCAGCUGCUGCGCUGGAGCCGGCCCGCGGCGCCGAGCAACAGGAGCCUCUGCAUCUCGCCUAGGCCGGCGGCGCCCCAUGCAGCUGCAGCUCCCGCCGCGGCCUGGAGGUGCCUCCCGAGGCCGCCGCCGGGCCGCUGGGAAGUAGCCUGGUCCGCCUCGCCGCUGCCCGCUCCCCGUCCUCCUCCUCUCCCUCCUCGUCUUCCUCCUCCUCCCCGCGCGGCCUUCGAGCAGGAGCCGGCGGAGCUGAGCAUGGCUCGGGCGCUGCUGGGGCUGCUGCUGUGCUUGGGCUCCGGGGUGGCGCGAGGCCCCGUCCAGGCGCCCGUCGGGCUCCGGCUGCCCUUGCGGAGCGCGCCGAUCCAGUCGCGGGAGCCGCGCUCGGCCGACGAGCAGGACGAGCCUCGCCCCGGCAGCGGCGGCGGCGGCGUCUUCGCCGACAUGCUGGACAACCUGCGAGGCAAGUCCGGGCAGGGCUACUACGUGGAGAUGACGGUGGGGAGCCCCCCGCAGAAGCUGAAUAUCUUGGUGGACACAGGGAGCAGUAACUUUGCUGUGGGUGCAGCACCUCAUCCUUUCCUCAGGCGGUACUACCGGCGCCAGCUCUCUGGUACGUACCGGGACUUGCGGAAAGGAGUCUACGUGCCGUACACGCAGGGCAAGUGGGAAGGGGAGCUUGGCACUGACCUGGUGACCAUCCCCCACGGCCCAAACGUCACCGUCCGCGCCAACAUUGCUGCCAUCACCGAGUCAGACAAGUUUUUCAUCAACGGGUCCAACUGGGAAGGGAUCCUGGGCCUGGCGUAUGCAGAGAUUGCCCGGCCUGAUGACACCCUGGAGCCUUUCUUUGACUCGCUGGUGAAGCAAACCCAGGUCCCCAACCUCUUCUCCCUGCAGCUGUGUGGCGCCGGCUUCCCACCCAACGUCUCGGACGCCCUGGCUUCUGUGGGGGGCAGCAUGAUCAUUGGAGGCAUCGACCCGUCCCUCUAUGUGGGCAGCAUCUGGUACACCCCGAUUCGGAAGGAGUGGUACUACGAGGUCAUCAUUGUCAGGAUAGAGAUCAACGGGCAGGACCUGCAGAUGGACUGCAAGGAGUACAACUAUGACAAGAGCAUCGUGGACAGCGGCACCACCAACCUCCGCCUCCCCAAGAAAGUCUUUGAGGCAGCAGUGAAGUCCAUAAAGACAGCUUCCUCGACAGAGAAGUUCCCUGAUGGCUUCUGGCUGGGGGAGCAGCUGGUUUGCUGGCAAGUGGGCACCACCCCCUGGCACAUCUUCCCGGUCAUCUCUCUCUACCUGAUGGGCGAGACCACCAACCAGUCUUUCCGGAUCAGCAUCCUGCCACAGCAAUACCUGCGGCCUGUCGAGGACGUGGCCACGUCUCAGGAUGAAUGCUACAAGUUCGCCAUCUCCCAGUCGUCCACGGGCACCGUCAUGGGCGCUGUCAUCAUGGAGGGCUUCUACGUGGUCUUUGACCGGGCUCGCAAGCGCAUCGGCUUUGCAGUCAGUGCCUGCCAUGUGCACGACGAGUUCCGCACGGCCGCUGUGGACGGCCCUUUCCUUCACUCCAACAUGGAGGACUGUGGCUACAACAUCCCCCAGACGGAUGAGUCCACGCUGAUGACCAUCGCCUACGUAAUGGCGGCCAUCUGCGCCCUCUUCAUGCUCCCUCUCUGCCUCAUGGUGUCCCAGUGGCGCUGCCUGCGCUGCCUGCGCCGGGGCCACGACGACUUUGCCGACGACAUCUCCUUGCUCAAGUGAGGGCUCUUGCCUCCCCACCCUCAGGCCCGUGCCGGCAGCCAGGGGGCACAGCUGCCGGGAGCCACAAACUCCUCCCACCCCCUUCCACCUCUGCCGUGUGCGGGUCUGCAGCUGCCUCAGGGCCACCUGCGAGCGGGGGACUGGCUGCCUGCACCGAAAGCGGCAGAAGACGCGCAACCUUUUCCUCCCUCCUGCCGUGGUUUGUGGGAUGGCAGCUUAUGGAGGCCCUACUCUUCCUCUCGCUGCCCGCCUGGUGGGCGAGAGAGGCCUACUGUCACCGUGCAAGGAAGAGAAGCAGGAACCCUGGUGAGCCCUGGUUGCUCAGCUCAGGAGGGGCCCAGAGCUAUUUCCCACCUCAGGGCUUCAUGGCUGUUUCCCCCGUUUUGCUCGUGUUGUGACAAUGGGACUACUUGCGAGGUCUCACGACCUGGAAGGGUUUGCCGGAAAGGGGCAGCGGGGAUGGACGGACCCCAAAGUGUUGCUUCUGUGUAGCGCCGAUGAGAGUGGCUGUCAUUUCUUAAAGGGUUUGUGUGCGUGUCUCUCUACAAAAUAUAUAUAUAGAGAUAUAUAUAAAUAUAUGUAACUUAUACAAUGGUAAACUGAAGGAGGGGGAAUCUGUCCCCACCCCACUCAGGGAGCAUUUGGGCUCCUUCUCGGCCCUUCACUGGCCGCACUUCUUUCAAGGACCCCCCCCCCCCACAGAUAGGGUCUGGGGGCAAGGCCAGCUGUGACACACAGGUGUCCAUAUUAAGGUGAGGGUUCCAUCCGUGCAAAGUGGAGGGAGGAUUCCUGCCUCUGGCAGUGGACGGGCCUUGAUGGUCCCUUUUUAAUCCCAGGCAUCCAAAAGGCUUUCAGGAGUCUAAAAGAGUUUUGCAGCCAUUGAUGAGAAGGAGCAGCUGCCUCUUCCCUUCUCAAGGCUGUCUAGCUGCCUUUCCUAGCUGCUUCCCUGGAGAAGCGCUUUCUCUUCAAGGAUCCUCUCUUGAUGGGCAUCUCACUCCUCCUUGUUCCUUGCCUCCUUCAUGAGCAGGACUCUGGGGUGGCAGAACUCAGUGGAGUUCUGCCCAUCGUGGGGAGUCAGCCCUCUUUGUGGGGGAAUAGUUGUCCACCUGGAGGGCACCAAUCUGGGGUGGAUGGUUUUAUGCAGACAUCCAUCACACCUGGAGCCAUGUGUGACUCACUUGGGUUUAGCAAGCCUCCAGGGGACUCAUCACCCCCAUAUCCACCCUGCCACCCUUUUCUCCAGUUCCAUCCUUCAGUGUUUUCCUUGUGGCUUCUUCUUCAUUGUUAAGUCCUGCUGGUUGGGCAAUGUUAGCUGUGGAGGUGCAGUGAGCCAGAUCUAGGGCCAGCUGGAUGGUGCUGGCCUCCAAACUCUUACUCUGCAAGGAAACAGGACCCCCCUCUUCCCUGUUACAGUCUGAACAUGGUCCAGGAGUCUGGGCUGCCUGUUGCCACAGAUAUUUAGAGCUCAUUUCAUCAUUGCCUCCUGAGCAUCCUUGGGCAACUGCUGAUAGCCAGGUGCUGCUUCUGCAGCCGCCGUUGUCACCUGAGCAUCACUGAACCUAGGAAGCUGCCUUCUGCCACUGGUCCAUCUAGCCCCGUAUCGUCCAACAUGAGCCUCCCCCAAGGUGGUGCCCUUGGACUACAACUCCCAUUAGCCCCAGCUGUGUGAUGCUGGGAGAAGGGAGCACAGCUGUGCUUGGCUGGGAAGGAUGGAGGUUGUAGUCAAAAACACCAGGCAGGUGCUGGCCUCGAGAGAGGCUGCUCUGCCCCUGGCUGGCAGCAGUUCAGGCAGGGGUCUCUCCUUGCUUUACCUGGAGAGGUUGAGGAUGGAACUUGGGACCAGUGGCCUGGAGGCAGCUGCUCAGGUGCCUGGCUUGCCUGCCUCGCAAUUGGAUGGAUGCACCAGGCAGCCUGGCUAUGACUUGCUUCCCAGAAAGAGAGCAGGCAGGAGGCCAGGCUUUCCUUCAGGAAAUCUGGCCCUGCAUCACGUCACCAUAGGAAUUACCCUUCUCCCACUCCCACAUCAUUUGCUUGGUGGUAGAUGUCCCACCAGGAGAGAUGCCUCUGCCUAGGACAAAUGGCUGUGCCAUGCCCUCGUUGCUGGCUGGGUAGAGCAGAAGCUUUGGGGGAGGCUGGCAUGGAGCAGCCGACCUCCUAACUCUGCCCUGCCUGGGCUCUCAGUGGUAUGAAGGAGUUGGGGCACAUUCCUCCUGCAAGGAUGUCCAGCAGGGCUUCCCGGAGCCUCUGUUGGGACGGGUUGGUGCUGCUGCUUACUUUUUCUGGGGGUGUGCAUUCAGGGGUCCAUGCCUUUGCCUGCCACACUGGCAAGAGGCAGCUAGCAAGGAAUUGCCCCAGCUCCAGGAAAGACAGGGGACCAAGAAGCACUUGGCGGUCAGCUGCUGCUCACCCACCAAAGCCAUAGACGGGGAGGCUGCCUCUGCCUGGCAUUGCUCGCAAGAGACAAAACUUCUGCCACUGAAGUGUGUGUGUGUGUUGCUCAGUUGAUCCGAAGGUUGCAAGAGGCUUUAUCCCUUCCCCUUCCAACAACAUGUCCAUUGUUUUCAAAUACAUGUAUGUGUGUGUGUGUGUGUGUGUGUAUAUAUAUAUAUAUGUUGGCUGUUCUUGAAAUCGUUAUUUUCCAAAAACCUUUUUGCAUAGUUGCAGGGCUAUUUCCGCAGUGUGGAUGGAGGUAGCUGCCUUCUGCUUGCUAGAAUGCCAGAUGCCAUCUGCUUGUACAAUAUUCUGUAAAUAUUUGUAAUACUGGCUCCCAAAUCCUCCCAGUUUUAUCUCAAAUGGAAGUGGAGGAGAAAGGAGCUAAGUGACCCUUUUUAUUUUUGUAAAUGUCUGGUUCCUUUUAAACACUUGUUUGCUAAGGCUUAAUGGACAGGUGGUGGGAGGCCGGGUGGAUGGGAGGGGGGGAAUAGCUCUGGGAUGGAUAAAUGCACUUUAUGGACUGUACCAAGCUUCACGUGGUGCUGAGGGGGGUUCUUUCUCUCUCUCUCUCUCCUCCCAUUCCCUGGAAUGGUCUGGCUUAUGGGAGUGAAGCACUUGUUGGCCAUCAGCACCACUGAAGCAGUUUGCAAAGCUUGCUUUCAAAUAAUGACCUCAGUGGUGUGAUGGCAGAAGGCCCUCUCUCCUGUCCUGUCCCCCCCCUCCAAGCACAGCAAUGGCCCCAGCCAAGCACCUUACACCCACACCCAUCCACCCACCCAGAACUCAAUACCAUUUUAUAAGCAUCAGGACAGAUCAGGUCAUUUUCAAACACAGGCAAGCUGGGAAAGAAGAGCAACGCAGAUGCCACUCUAAGCUUUUUGCUGAAGGCUUGGGGAGGGGAGGGUCCACCUUUUUGUGCACAUCUGGUCUGGUCCUUAUGACCCACAAGCACUUCGACCCACAGCUUUCAAACUCUGGGGGAGCAUGCACACACACACACACACACACACACACACACACACACACACACACACACUGUGAUGGAGAAGGCCUUCCAAGUGAUAGAACCCCAGCUUCCACCAUGGCCAGUAGCUUCACCAUUCCCCCACCCUACAGCAUUUUUUGCCCUUGCAGCAGAAUUAAAGCACCACUGCCUCUCCCCAGGCUAGCAAAGCAGAUCUGAAGUGGCCAAGGAGCAUGGCCCAAGGGGCGUGUGCGCACACCUGUGCAGUUCUGCAUACUUCCCAAGCUGGCUUUGGAAGGUGAGCAAAAGGCUUUGUCAUGGCCACGGUAGGGGAGAGUCCCAUUCUACAUAUCCCAGAAACAGGGGGCAGAUUUGUGUUUACUGAAGGCAGAGUAAGGUAAGGUGGUGGCACCCCAUUUGGAAGUUUGAGAAACACUGCCUUAAACAAACUUUGCUCUUUGACCUUCAUGCUCAGCCACGCAUUGUGGGACCCACUUAAUUUUUUUCUUUCUCUUCGUAUGGUGCGGGACAGUUGUGGUGACCUGCCUUGGAUGAGGUGAUGGCAAGAGUACUAGGUUCUGACAUAGCUGAUUCUAAGAUCAUGGCAGGGAAGCAUCAGCCACUGUAACCCAACCCCUAGGUGACAGGGGCCACCAACUCCCAGCCCCUGACUUGAGCCUCUUGCAUGGUGACAACCCCUCUCGAUUUGGUAAACAGUACGAGAGGCUCCCAGCCACAUAGGACUCUGGGGGCUCCCUAGCAAACACUGCCUUAAUCAGCUGCUACAGGGACUUCCAAGGCAGCUUGAAAAGGGGAGGAAGGAAGCACUGCGAAGUGGGGAGGCCCAACGACUGCCAGUUUGCACAUGUUGCUGCUCGUUGCAGCCAAGGCCAGAGAGGAGCAGCAGGGUCCUUUGCCCACUCCCCACAGCUUUCCCGAAGAGCAACACAACCAGGAUCCUGGAGGCAGAACCAGAAAAGCAGAAGGUGCUGAAGAAGAGAGUGUAAAAUGAGGGGUUUGGGAUAGGCACCACCUGAGAUUCCAGCACUGUAACUCCCCCCAACCCAUGUCUCUGUCAGAAACAUGAAUGUUUAACAUGGUAAAUUAUUGCAUUAAAGAGAGAAGAAAAAAA
This is a messenger RNA of Podarcis muralis (Common wall lizard), 6446 nucleotides long. It is a transcript of the gene BACE1, whose product is annotated as beta-secretase 1. The record is from RefSeq and is a predicted model, not a curated record. Lineage: Eukaryota; Metazoa; Chordata; Lepidosauria; Squamata; Lacertidae. Gene Ontology annotation, biological process: membrane protein ectodomain proteolysis; amyloid-beta metabolic process. Gene Ontology annotation, molecular function: aspartic-type endopeptidase activity. Gene Ontology annotation, cellular component: plasma membrane; trans-Golgi network; endosome.